GGUCCCGUGGCUGCUAUGCGAACAAAUCAUUUGGUUUUUUCCCUCCUCCCUUCUCUCUCUCUCUCUCUUAUUGGCUGCUACUGCGUGCUCUGUGUGUGUGAGAGAUAGAGAAGAAAAAACAAGUAGAAGAAAUAGUCGCAGGUCCAAUCAAAGCAAGUGUGAAUAAUUGCAAUGGGAAGAUCCCCUUGCUGCUCCAAGGUUGGGCUCCGAAGAGGCCCUUGGUCCACUAAAGAAGACACUCUUCUCGCCAAUUACAUCACUCAACACGGUGAAGGCCAAUGGAGAUCUCUCCCAAAGAAAGCCGAUCUAAUGAGAUGCGGCAAGAGCUGCCGGCUGAGGUGGAUGAACUACCUCCGCCCGGGGAUAAAGCGCGGCAACAUAAGCGAAGACGAGGAGGAUCUCAUCGUCCGCCUCCACGGCCUCCUCGGCAACCGCUGGUCCUUAAUCGCCGGCAGAUUGCCAGGUCGAACGGACAAUGAGAUCAAAAACUACUGGAACACUCACCUCCUCAAGAAGCUCAACUCCGCCGCCGCCCCCCACAAGGACCUCCCCCACCUCGCCACCAAGCAGCACAAGAAGAAGCACAAGAAGCCAACCCCUCCGCCGCCGCCCAAGACCAAAGUGUGCGUGCCGAAGCCGGUCAGAGUGUCGUCGGCCUUCUCCCGCAGCAGCAGCUACGACAGCUUGGCCUCCAACAGCGACGCCGCCUACGUGCCGGACAAGGAACACCUCUCAUUCCCGCCGGUGCCCUGGCCGCCGAUUUUCGAGCUCGACGGCCCCGAUGAUUUCCUCGACGGAGGGUUUAUCUUGCCGGUGCUUAACCACUCCGCUUCCAUAUCCAGCGAUGUCAACAUGUUGGACCAGGUCUACGAUGAGUACCUCCAGCUUCUCUAGAAGAUUUACUACUAAUAAAUAUGGAAUCAUUUUAAAAAAUAUAUGUAAAUAAAUAAAAAAUAUGUAUGCUUGUGCCAUAAUAAACUACUCCACUACUUUUAUUCU
This is a messenger RNA of Salvia hispanica, 999 nucleotides long. RefSeq names its product transcription factor MYB1-like. The record is from RefSeq and is a predicted model, not a curated record. Lineage: Eukaryota; Viridiplantae; Streptophyta; Magnoliopsida; Lamiales; Lamiaceae.